Molecule: messenger RNA, 3092 nt
Organism: Myripristis murdjan (pinecone soldierfish)
Lineage: Eukaryota; Metazoa; Chordata; Actinopteri; Holocentriformes; Holocentridae
Gene: ehd2b
Product: EH-domain containing 2b
Biological process (GO): endosomal transport; endocytosis
Cellular component (GO): cytoplasm; plasma membrane
Molecular function (GO): calcium ion binding; protein binding; GTP binding
Source: RefSeq, a predicted model, not a curated record
UGCCCACAGCCCUGCCAGACAUCCCUGGAAGAGGAGGUGCACUGAACGAGGAGAGGCUAAGAGCAGGGAAAGUUGUGUGUGUGUGUGUAUUGUGUGUGUGUGUGUGUGUGUUGCUCUUGCAAUCAGAGUGAGGAACCUGGCCAGACCCGGAGCUCAUCUGAAAUACAUUAAACCCUGGAGAAGAGAGAUCCUCAGCCAUCCAGCGACGUUGACGCUCGGCCGAGGCUUCCUAUUUGCUGACAGAGGUACACCCAUGCAUGUAGCAGCAGCUCCUCCAACACACUGAGGUUUUUUUUUUUUUCUCUGUUCUCAAGUCAAAAUAUUUUCCAAACUCCACACAAGGCAAGAAGGAAGGAGAGAAGGUGCUUGAAGAAACCCUUUCUUCCUCUAUUAUAACUUGAGAGAUUUGGAAGUCAGCGUGGUGGUUAUUGUCAGAGGGGAAGACAUUAGUUCUCUCAUUCCUUUGAACGUGUGCAGAGGUGGUUCCAAGGACAACGGAGCGACGUGCACAUAAAUACAGGAAACACCUGAAGAUUUCCAAGGUUCAACCACAGGAAAUAUAGCUUACAGAGACACUGCUCAGCCACUGAUUUGUUUUUUUUUUUUUUUUUUGAAGAAGAAGCUCCCUGUCAGUCCAUUAUUCAAUCAACAUGUCACGUUGGGGGCGGAAAAAUGUGAAAAAGGCACCUGAGGUGAUCCGUACUGUGACCGAGGGGCUCAAAUCCCUGUACCGUAAGAAGCUGCUGCCUCUGGAGCAGUACUACGGUUUCCACGACUUCCAUUCCCCCAGCCUUGAGGAUGCCGACUUUGAUAACAAGCCUAUGGUGCUGGUUGUGGGACAGUACUCCACAGGAAAGACCACAUUCAUCAAGUAUCUGCUGGAGCAGGACAUCCCCGGGAGCAGGGUGGGGCCUGAGCCCACCACCGACUGCUUCACCGCCGUCAUGCACGGAGAUGUGGAGAGCGAUCCCGGGAACGCCCUCAUCGUCGACCCCAACAAGCCUUUCCGCAAGCUGAACCCCUUUGGGAACACCUUCCUCAACAGGUUCCAGUGCGCCCAGCUGCCCAACCAGGUCCUGGAGAGCAUCAGCAUCAUCGACACGCCGGGCAUCCUGUCCGGCGCCAAGCAGAGAGUGAGCAGAGGCUACGACUUCCCGGCUGUGCUGCGCUGGUUUGCCGAGCGCGUGGACCGGAUCAUCCUGCUGUUCGACGCCCACAAGCUGGAGAUCUCGGAUGAGUUCUCCGAGGCCAUCGGCGCCCUCAAAGGCAACGAGGACAAGCUGCGCGUGGUGCUCAACAAGGCCGACAUGGUGGACACCCAGCAGCUGAUGCGCGUGUACGGCGCGCUCAUGUGGUCCCUGGGGAAGGUGUUCGGCACCCCGGAGGUGCUGCGCGUCUACAUCGGCUCCUUCUGGUCCGAGCCGCUGCUGGUGCCCGACAACCGCCGGCUGUUCGAGCUGGAGGAGGAGGACCUGUUCGCGGACAUCCAGAACCUUCCCCGCCACGCAGCCCUGCGCAAACUCAACGACCUGGUCAAGAGGGCUCGUCUGGUCAGGGUCCAUGCCCACAUCAUCAGCUACCUAAAGCAGGAGAUGCCCUCUGUCUUCAGGAAAGACAAUAAGAAGAAGAAUCUGAUCUACCAGCUGCCCGUUAUUUUCUCCAAAAUCCAGCUGCAGCACCACAUAUCCCCUGGAGACUUCCCAGAUUGUGCUAAGAUGCAGGAGCAACUGAUGGUUCACGACUUCACCAAGUUCAAGACCCUGAAGCCCAAUCUGAUGGCCGCUCUGGACGAGCUGCUCUCCACCGACAUCGCCAAGCUGAUGCCCCUCCUGCGGCAGGAGGAGCUGGAGGCCGGAGAGCAGCCGGGCGUGCAGGGUGGAGCCUUCCUGGGGACCCGCGCUGGCCCGUUCACCGAGGGGGAUCCCUUCUCCGAGGAGAACGGAGAGGAAUGUGAGGAGGAGGAGGACUGGGUCGUGACCAAAGACAAGCCCAAGUACGACGAGAUCUUCUAUAACCUCGCUCCCAACGAGGGCAAGCUGAGCGGCACCAAGGCGAAGGACUGGAUGGUGAGCACCCGCCUGCCCAACUCGGUGCUGGGCCGCAUCUGGAAGCUGUCCGAUGUGGACCGCGACGGCAUGCUGGAUGACGAAGAGUUCGCCCUGGCCAGCCACCUGAUCGAGGUCAAACUGGAGGGUCACGGCCUGCCGCCGGAGCUGCCGAGCCGCCUGAUCCCGCCCUCCAAACGCAGGCAGAAAGGUUCAGACGCGUAGACCCGCGGCUCAGAGUGACUCUCCUCUAAAGGCUAUCACACUAAUGCUACUGUUUCUGUUUGUUUUUUUUUGUUUGUUUGUUUGUUUGUUUGUUUGUUUGUUUUCUGUGCAAGAUGUAUUCAGCGCCCUUUCUAGGAAGUGUGAAGUGAAGUGAAGUGUGAGGCAGCCUAAGCAAGCUGAUGAGGCAAAAUUAAGUGUUCAAUAUUAAAAGAUUUGUACUAAAACGUCACCCAGGUCUGGUUCGCUCUUCCUUUUUGGCUCCGUUAUGUUUGCUUAUGACACGCUUUUUCAAAAAAAAAUAUCUACUUUAUUGUUUGCUGAGCAGUAUUCACCACUUGUAUUAAGAGAAUACAAAACGAAACCUUUCUCUAUUAAAACUUUUCAAAUUAACAUUCCUGCAGCGACUAGACGAGAGUGGCACCGUGUUGCAUUUGGGUGAAACAGGAUGAGGAUUUUGCCAUUUGAUCGUCUUCAGUGUGUUUAAACGUACUGUAGUGAGCGCGAUCGUGAAACUUAUAUUUGGCUCAAAUGAUGCAUUUUCGGCUGCCGAUGCAAAUCCAAUAACCUUCGUGCAUUUUUCACGUUUAAUGCUUCAGAUGCUACACAAUUGUCCGUUUUGUGCAUCCACUUUAUAUUUUGUAAUUAUUGCUGUUUGUUUUGUAUGUGGAAGAACAAGACCUCUCUGUUGUAUAAAUGAAUGUCACAUGCGAUGAUGAAAUUUUCAACAAGACUGAUUUAUUGAUAUCUUACUGACUACUGUACACAGCUCCACCAACUGUCCUCAUGUUAACUAUUAUAACAAAAUAAAAUGUACUCACUGUG